This is a messenger RNA of Sorex fumeus (smoky shrew), 300 nucleotides long. RefSeq names its product ribosomal biogenesis factor-like. The record is from RefSeq and is a predicted model, not a curated record. The coding region runs from base 1 to 300 and encodes 99 amino acids. Gene Ontology annotation, cellular component: nucleolus. Lineage: Eukaryota; Metazoa; Chordata; Mammalia; Eulipotyphla; Soricidae. Gene Ontology annotation, biological process: ribosome biogenesis. The transcript has a single exon.
AUGGCCAAAAACAAAGUAAAAGGACAAAAGACCAGGAAUGUGUUCCACAUAGCCACCCAGAAACACUUGAAAGCUAAAAACAAAGCAAAAGUUACCACUAACCUCAAGAGGAUAAAUAUUGUGAAUGAGGAAAAGAUCAACAGAAUGAACAAAGCUUUUGUAGACAUACAAAAGGAGCUUGCACACUUCUCAAAAGGCCUUUCCCUGGAGCCUCUGCAGAAACCACUGUUUCCUCAGCAGUGUCAUGAAAACAAACCAGUUAAUGUCGAUGAAGCUACCAAGUUAAUGGCUCAGUUGUAA